AUGUCAAUACAAUGGCUUGCUGACACCUUACCUUACGAAGCAAAUAAUGAUUCAAAAAAGGAUGCACGUUGUUUAAAACAAUGUUUGUUGCAAGAUUAUGAAUGGGACCUUCUGGAAAAAGUUUUGUUAUUGCUAAAACCAUUUGAAGAAGCCACAACAUUUUUUUCUGGUGCACAAUAUCCAACAUCGUCUCUUAUGUAUCCUACAAUCCAAAAAUUAAAAAUUAAAUAUGCUUGUGGUGUAACAGGUAGAAAUAGAAAAGAUGAUAAUGACAAUGAUG
Molecule: messenger RNA, 280 nt
Organism: Entrophospora sp. SA101
Lineage: Eukaryota; Fungi; Glomeromycota; Glomeromycetes; Entrophosporales; Entrophosporaceae
Source: the annotation of a GenBank genome assembly